GCCCUGAGUUCAAUCCCUAUUACCAAAAAAAAAAGGCCAGGGGGGAUAAAUUUUCCCUCAUGUAACAUACUAACCAUUAAGCAGUUGGUAAUUGAGGAGAAAUUAAUUUAGAACCUUACUAAAUUUCACAUACACCAAAAAUAAAUCUGAGAUUUUAAAGAGAUAAAUACUGUAAAUAAUUAAACCAGGUGAAAGUAGAAUUGAAUAUUUAUCAGAACUCUAGCAGAGGGAACAUUUUUCAAGGUUAAUAGGAAAUAGAAGAAAUCACAAAGGAGAAUAACAGACUUUACUAUGUAAAAUUGUGAUAAUAUGGGAAGGUGAAUAGGUGAAGUUUGUAGCUAAUGUAUGUUUUGUAUGUAAUCAUAUAUCCUUUCUAGGUUCCCAUCCGACUACAUCUCACUCUUAUACUUGUGUACUACAGUGAAAUAUUGGUGUUUAUAUGCUUGCAUCUGCAGGACUCUUAAAGUCCUAGAGAAAAUUCUUGUUCAUUUUUGUAAACACUACAUUUAUAUUUGUUACAGCCAAUGCACAGAAAGAUUUUCCAUUAGUCACAAGACGUGAUCAAAUUAGUUCAAAAAGACUUUUUAUAUAGUAGACAGACAUGAAGAAGCCUCACUUUCAUUAAUAAUCAAAUUAAAACUAAAGUUUAAAAGGCACUUAAUAAAUUAGAAGGAAAAAUCAUAAUCCUAUUCUUAACAGGGAAUUUUGAAGCAGACAUUGUACAUAGAAAUAUAAAGGCACAGAGGUCUUUGAAAAGCAUUCUGCAGUAUUAUGAGAAUCCAGACCUGAAGAUUUCAGGUAUCUUUUCCAGGAUUCCCACUUUGGAAUAUCAAUCUCAGAGAAAUAAUCUAGAGUAUGGAGAGUGGCACAUGUACAUGGUAGCAUGAAAAACUGGAACCAAUUAUUCUUCAGUGAUAACUUAGGUCUGUUUAUAGUAAUGAAUGUUCUCAACGGUAUAGGAUGUAGAGUAAAAUCGAAGAAGUUGUGAAGUCCUCUUAGGUGAUUAGAAUAUGAAAUGCAGCAUAUCAGUGCAUGCAUACACAUUGUGAUCCACAGAACACAAUAGAAUGUGAAAAAAUUGCAUUAAGCUGCUAUUAAAGAUUUUUUAAAGGUCUGAUACAAAUUUUGAAUAUUUAGCUUAUACCUCUUUUUGAAAAAAUUCUUGGGAAAGAACCAAAUAACUAUUGACUUCCUGAGGCACCAAUGUUAGAAAAGGAAAUAAGAUCCCAAGCCUUCACAUUUAGAUAGCAAGAUGGGUGUGGUUGUCAUCACCAUCAUACCUGACCUUUAUUGAUGCCAUGAUGUGUGCCAGGUGCUCUACUAUGGCAUUGUCAUGUUUAAUCCUCAAAAUAAUCAUAUGAGAGUAGGUUUGUUGUUUGCUUAAUCCAAACGUUACAGGUGAAAAAACUGAGUCACAAAGAAAUGAGCAUUAAUGUGAUGCUUGAUUUUUUUCUGGGAACUCCAUAAGAAAGACAUGCUCCUGGCACCAGAGGUGAGAUCCAAGUCAUGAGAAUUGCAGGGCCUAAAGAUAACUUCAUUCAGAUAGUCAGCAGCUCUUGAUCUCACUAUGUGCCAGGAAGCCUGCUAAGUGCUUUCCCUACCAUGGCUUGUUUUGAACUCAGAAUGCUCUCUGAGGAAGGUCCAGUUAUAAGUAAAGAUACAAAUUAGUUGAGGAGGAGGCCCCAAAGGCCACAGACCCAGGAAGUGUCAGGUUGUGGUUCUAAUAUAUGAUUGUGAAACCACAUGGCACCCAAGCUCUCAGCUAUGCCUUGUUGCUUUGUCUGUAAAAGGAGUGGGCAUUUUGUUCAAUUAGGUGCUUUAAACUUUAUAACCAAUUAAACAUCCUUAGUGGGGAAUUUUUUCAUGUUGGUUUUUUAAAAAAUUUCUAGUUCUGAUGGUCCUAGGUCAUAUGUCCUCAGACAUGAAAAUCCCAGGAACAAUCAGCCCAGCCUGCAGAAAAGGCUGCUGCUCAGUGCCUACCCUUACCCAAGUGCAUUCCAGAAAUUCUUGCUACUCUUAGAGGUCAUUCUGGCUUGGUGAAAGGGUUAACAUGGGACCCCGUUGGUAAAUACAUUGCCUCUCAAGCUGAUGACCGCAGUCUGAAGGUGUGGAGGACCCUGGACUGGCAGUUAGAGACCAGCAUCACGAAACCUUUUGAUGAGUGUGGAGGAACGACCCAUGUACUGCGACUCAGCUGGUCACCUGAUGGGCAUUACCUUGUGUCUGCCCAUGCAAUGAACAAUUCUGGCCCCACUGCCCAGAUCAUCGAGCGGGAGGGCUGGAAGACCAACAUGGACUUUGUGGGACACCGGAAAGCUGUAACUGUUGUGAAAUUCAACCCAAAAAUCUUCAAAAAGAAGCAGAAGAAUGGGAGUUCUGCAAAGCCCAGCUGCCCUUACUGCUGCUGUGCUGUUGGCAGCAAGGAUCGCUCACUCUCUGUCUGGCUCACGUGUCUGAAACGGCCUCUGGUUGUCAUCCAUGAGCUGUUUGACAAAUCCAUCAUGGAUAUUUCCUGGACCCUGAAUGGGCUGGGCAUCCUGGUGUGCUCCAUGGAUGGCUCUGUGGCAUUCCUCGACUUCUCCCAGGAUGAGCUUGGAGACCCCCUCAGUGAGGAGGAAAAGAGCCGCAUUCACCAGUCCACCUAUGGCAAGAGCCUGGCCAUCAUGACUGAGGCCCAGCUCUCCACAGCUGUCAUCGAGAACCCAGAGAUGCUUAAGUACCAACGGAGGCAGCAACAGCAGCAGUUAGACCAGAAGAGUGCUGCAACCAGAGAGAUGGGCUCAGCAUCCUCAGUCGCGGGUGUUGUCAACGGGGAGAGUCUGGAAGAUAUUAGGAAGAAUCUUUUGAAGAAACAAGUUGAGACUCGGACAGCAGAUGGUCGAAGAAGAAUCACGCCUCUCUGCAUAGCUCAGCUGGACACUGGGGACUUCUCCACGGCAUUCUUUAACAGCAUCCCACUCUCGGGCUCACUGGCAGGCACCAUGCUCUCCUCUCAUAGCAGUCAGCAGCUACUGCCAUUGGACUCCAGUACCCCCAACUCCUUCGGCGCCUCGAAGCCUUGCACAGAGCCUGUGGCAGCUGCCAGUGCCAGGCCUGCAGGCGAGUCUGUCAGUAAAGACAGUAUGAAUGCUACCUCUACUACUGCUGCAUUGUCACCCUCCGUGUUAACAACCCCGUCCAAGAUUGAACCCAUGAAAGCAUUUGACUCCCGAUUCACAGAGCGGUCCAAAGCCACGCCAGGUGCUCCUUCCUUGACAAGUGUGACUUCAACAGCUGUUGAAAGGUUGAAAGAACAGAACCUUGUGAAAGAGCUGAGGCCCCGGGAUCUCCUAGAGAGCAGCAGUGACAGUGAUGAAAAGGUCCCCUUGGCUAAGCCAUCCUCAUUAUCCAAGCGAAAACUUGAGCUUGAGGUAGAGACAGUGGAAAAGAAGAAAAAGGGGCGUCCUCGGAAGGACUCCCGUCUCCUGCCUAUGUCUCUGUCUGUCCAGUCUCCAGCCACCCUUACUGCAGAGAAGGAGGCCAUGUGUCUGACUGCACCAGCACUUGCACUGAAGCUGCCAAUACCAGGCCCCCAGAGAGCAUUCACCCUCCAGGUGAGCUCUGACCCCUCCAUGUACAUUGAGGUGGAAAAUGAAGUGACGACCGUGGGGGGUGUAAAACUGAGCCGACUGAAGUGCAACCGGGAAGGAAAGGAGUGGGAGACAGUGCUCACUAGCCGGAUCCUCACUGCUGCCGGCAGCUGUGAUGUGGUGUGUGUCGCCUGUGAAAAGAGGACGCUGUCGGUGUUCUCCACCUGUGGUCGCCGCCUCCUCCCUCCCAUCCUCCUGCCGUCCCCGAUCUCUACUUUGCACUGCACAGGUUCCUAUGUCAUGGCGCUCACUGCUGCAGCUACACUGUCUGUCUGGGAUGUUCACAGGCAGGUGGUUGUGGUGAAAGAAGAGUCUCUACACUCCAUCUUGGCAGGAAGUGAUAUGACAGUGUCACAGAUCUUGCUGACGCAGCAUGGAAUCCCAGUGAUGAACCUAUCUGAUGGGAAAGCGUACUGCUUUAAUCCGUCACUCUCUACGUGGAACCUGGUUUCUGACAAGCAAGACUCACUAGCCCAAUGUGCGGACUUUAGGAGCAGCCUGCCAUCCCAGGAUGCCAUGCUGUGCUCAGGACCGUUAGCCAUAAUCCAGGGCCGCACCUCCAACUCUGGAAGGCAAGCUACCCGGCUUUUCUCCGUGCCUCAUGUGGUACAGCAGGAGACCACGCUGGCCUACCUAGAGAACCAGGUUGCAGCGGCACUCACCCUACAGUCCAGCCAUGAGUACCGCCACUGGCUCCUUCUUUAUGCACGGUACCUCGUGAAUGAAGGGUCUGCGGAAGAGGGAGUUGCUAAAGGAGCUAUUGCCAGUCAUUGGGCAAAACCUCCGCUUCCAGCGCCUCUUCACGGAGUGUCAGGAACAACUCGACAUCCUGAGGGACAAGUAGCCUGCCCUGACCUGCCCCAGCAGCAACAAGGGCAGGGCUACACUCUCACUGCUAAUGAUGCCCAGGGUUGCCUCUCACCUGGCCAGUCCGCAGUAGGAGGAGACAUUGGCAGGCAAUGUGCUGUCCUGCACCAGCACCAGCCCAGCUCCCUAGGUGGACAUUCCCUGUGUCCUGGGCCUGUUCUUGCUUCAGAAAGGGACAGCUCGUUCCUCUCUCCAGGGUCCCCAUGCAGAGCUGGGGCUGGGGUUGUGCCCUUCUGCCCUGGGGCCAGCAAGAUGUUCCUGGGCCUGCCAUCUCCAACACGGCCCCAUGGUGGACACUAGCCCCUGCAGCUCCAGGCACUGUGCUGCUUCAGCUAUGACGAAUGAGCCAUUUGUGAGAGCAAGAAUCUGCAAAUAUUAAGUGUUAUACAGUCAGCAGACUGACUUGAGACCUAUGUAAAAGGAAGGCUGUUCCAACACAUGGACUAUUUUUGUACUAGAAUUUGCUAACUUGUAAUAUGGAAUUUUUCUUUUGGCCAAUAAUCAGGAUUUCCCUAUAAGUUACUUGGACAUUGGUCACUUGUAGGAAAUUUAAACUCUAAUUAUGACAGCUACACUGAAAAAUAAUUGUACUGAAAUUAACUUGUCUAUUCAUUUGGUUUAAUUUUUAAAUGUUUGUAAAAAGAGAUGUUUUUUGGGGGAUGGGGCAAAUGGGAGGGUGAUUUCUUUUGUAAGUGUAAAAUAAAUGAAUACGCAUUGGAUACCAAA
Molecule: messenger RNA, 5222 nt
Organism: Ictidomys tridecemlineatus (thirteen-lined ground squirrel)
Lineage: Eukaryota; Metazoa; Chordata; Mammalia; Rodentia; Sciuridae
Source: RefSeq, a predicted model, not a curated record